Molecule: messenger RNA, 534 nt
Organism: Lottia gigantea (owl limpet)
Lineage: Eukaryota; Metazoa; Mollusca; Gastropoda; Lottiidae
Exons: 4
Coding region: 1-534 (177 amino acids)
Source: RefSeq, a predicted model, not a curated record
AUGGAUUUAGCUGAUGUGAGUUCGAAACUGGGACAGAUUACGCUUAUCUGUACUAUAUAUAUGGAUUUUGGUGACGGGAACACUGAUAGUAUCGAUGUUCACCAUUCCUUUGCUCAGUCUAACGUAUGUGAUUCUUACAAUACCACUAAAAUUCCACUAAACUCUUAUGAUAUGAAAGCUGAUGGUCGAAGGAGUUCUUUGGGAGCUGAUGGUCGAAGGUGUUCUUUGGGAGCUGAUGGUCGAAGGAGUUCUUUGGGAGCUGAUGGUCGAAUGAGUUCUUUGGGAGCUGAUGGUCGAAGGUGUUCUUUGGGAGCUGAUGGUCGAAGGGGUUCUUUGGGAGCUGGUUGUCGAAGAAGGGACCAUGUGGUCGAAGGUGUUCUUUGGGUGCUACUACUUGCUUUAUAUUUGAAUUUUAAUUCGUUUAAAUUAUGUCGAAUUGAGAGAGGGAUCGACAGCAGCAGAGAACAUAUCUCCACUAUUGAAGACGAACCAAAAUUCCAUAUUUGGUACCAUGCAUAUUACAAGAAAGCGUGA